GCGUCAAAAGUGGCAGUUAUUUUUAAAUAUUAAUGUCAAAUAUAUAGACUGAAAUCUUUUUUCCUCGUGUGGUUCACACAAUUAUUGCAAUGUUAAAGCGUUUUUAUACUUAAUAUAUUCAUGAAUAAUUUACAAAAAAAUGAAUGUUACGCCUUUGAAAUUUGCAGAUAUUAUUUUUCGCCCACCUUUUAACUGUUUUAGUUGUAAAUCUCCAAAAGGUGGCCUUAAUGAAGAACCUGUGAAAAGAAUUAAAAAAGAUUUGGUUCCAAAGAGUCUGGAUGAGGUAGAGGAUAUAGAUGUAACUAUUAAAGUUCCUGCAGAGCUUGAUAUACAUUUGUUGAGGCCCGAAUUUGACGAUCUAAGAGAACGCAUAGCCAGAAUAUCUAAACGAAGCAAAAAUUGUAUGCAGAGUGGCAAAUUCAAUUUGGAUCAAUGGCGUCUAAUGUUUGAUACUAAAGAAAGAUGGGAAAAUCCAUGUAUUGGUUAUUGCUCGUCUGGUGAUCCGAUUUCAAAUUUAGUGCUACAAUUUUCAAACAAAAAAGAAGCCAUCGAUUUUUGUAAAAAAAAUAAUUGGAAAUAUUUCAGCAGUGAAACACCUACUACAGCAAAGAAAAAGAUAAGAGGAUAUGGAGAUAAUUUUUCGUACAAUAAACGUACCAGAGUUAGUACAAAAUAAGCUAGAGUAAACUAAAUCUUCUUCUACAUGUAUAUUAUCAAACAGUAAAUAAAGUUUCACUACAAUUUGUCUUU
Diabrotica balteata is the source of this 750-nucleotide messenger RNA. NCBI's taxonomy places the organism in Eukaryota, Metazoa, Arthropoda, Insecta, Coleoptera, Chrysomelidae. The record is from the annotation of a GenBank genome assembly.